AAACGGAAACAUCGCAAAGAUAAGCUGUGGAGAACAAGAGAACAGCGACGCGUACGUUCCGACACCCUAUUUUAGUGCCCUAGUGUUUCCACGCCUCCCAAAUACACUGAAAAAAAUUUAAGAAAUGCAAUCUAAAUAUUACAAGUAUAUAUCAGUGAAAAAUAUCGGUGCCAAUACGUGUUAAUGAUAUUGCGAUAAAGCGGUACAAGAAAAAAGUAAAGAGUUAAGGGAGGUGGGGGAAAUGUGUGUGCUUGCUGUUAUAGAUAUAAAAACAUUUUUUUAUGUCCCUAUGUGCGUAUGCAGCAUACUUUUUACAUAUUGUAUUUGCAGUGCGUAGUGUGAGCUAAGUGAAUUCAAAUAUUUCAACUGUACUGACCUAUGGUGAUAGGGGCGAACGCUGCAUACUUUUCCAUACAUAUCUUCAUACAUAUAUACAUGUACAUAUGCAUGUAUACUUGGAAAUACAUGCAGUACAUGAUUAUUGCCGCACUUAUACUUAUUCAUUAGAAUCACAAUGGCGUACUACUUUGAAAUCUGCAGCUUUGUUGUUGGAGUUGUUCGAAAGCACCUGAAAUUGUGAAAAUAAAGAUGUCCCUACAAAAGCUAACUGAAAGCACAAAUUCAGGUUAUGUCAGCUCCGAAGAAACGGAUUCACUGCUUAUAUCCAAUACGCCAAAAUGUAAGUCCUCUGUACUACGUCACAUAAAAAUGAGCUCAGUAAAUGGACCAACAUCGAACAUGACUUCCUCAGCAUCUGGCAAACCCGCCUUGAUACGCCAGGACCGCACUUCUACAUAUCUAACGAGUCCGCAGCUUUCACAGCAAACUCGUAUUGGAUCCGAAGAAAGUGUACGCGGAGGUGGCGGAGAUGAUGACAUCGAACAAGGCCUACGGCAGGCAACCGUGCCUGAUAUUGAAGUGCAUGAAGAGGAGCAGACAAACCAACGGUCGACUCAAAAGAAAUUGGAGUCAAAUCAUCUAAAACAGCAGCAAUUACAGUCACAUUCACGAUCACAAUUACAACAACAACACUCUCAACCGACCAUAUCAAUAACGAAUUUGAAUACGUAUCAGACGCCGCAAGAGUUUGCGCAUCCCCAAAGUAAUCCGAAUUUGGGAACAUCAUCAUAUCAGAAUCUCUCCUGUAGCUUAACAUCGGGCGCGCAAAAUCGGUGCCGCGCUUGUCGUAACUGUAGUAGACGAGCGUCAACCACGCCCAUCUCGACAACGGCCAGUAUUGGCAUGGACCGGUCAACAUCGAAAGACAGUGUUAAAAGUGCCUUUCAACAGGGUAACCUGUGUAUAUCCAGCUCUGCGAUGCAACAACACGCACCGCCCUCUGUUCUCGUUACUUCAUCGCCUACAAAUGGGUCUCGCAUAAUCCGGCAAAGCUCUCAGCCAGAGUCCAGUACCACUGCCAUUUGUUGUGGGGCCCACAGCUCUUGUGGCCACUCGCACACAGUUCCCAAUGUUUCACUUAAACUGCUGCGGGACAGUGCUACGGACGGAAUUGCCGGCAUCGCUGCUGAUUCGUUACGCAUUAAUGGUGGCAUGCGUCCAUUUAAGCAGGGUGUUCUUCUAAUGCCCCGAACAUUGUCCGAGAGCCGAAAAUUGCGCCUCAGAAGAGCUUUUACAGAGGCAACUAAUGAAUCACUGCAAUGCUCUAAAAUGCUCCGCAAACCAGCAUCCACUCUUUCAAUUCCUGGCUCGAUGAAAACACCUUCUAUAGCGAAUCGGGAACAGAAUUCAUCCGGAUGCAACGAAGAAGCAGCCGAGGCUCUAGUGGGUAUCCACUCCGAUUACCCCAGGUACAUGGAGGAGCGUGCUCUCACUGGCGGUAAUACAUCGCGGAAGCCUUCUACUAUUUCAGCUAAGCACAAACCAAAUGUCGGAUACAGGCUAGGUAAACGAAAAGCUCUAUUCGAAAAAAGGAAACGCAUCAGUGAUUAUGCUCUGGUAAUGGGCAUGUUCGGCAUAAUAGUUAUGGUGAUUGAGAAUGAAUUAAGCAGUGCUGGUGUUUAUACAAAGGCUUCGUUUUACUCGACAGCGUUAAAAACCUUAAUAUCUGUUUCGACUGUGAUUCUUUUAGGUCUUAUUAUAGCUUACCAUGCUUUGGAAGUGCAGGUGAGAUUGUUCAUGAUAGAUAAUUGUGCAGACGAUUGGCGGAUCGCAAUGACAUGGCAACGAAUUAGUCAGAUAAGUUUAGAACUUUUUAUAUGCGCAAUUCAUCCAAUUCCUGGUGAAUACUAUUUCCAAUGGACGACAAAAUUGGCAAAUAAAAAUAAAACAAUGGGCACCGAAAUGGUGCCGUAUGACGUCGCAUUAUCAUUACCCAUGUUCCUUCGGUUAUAUCUAAUAUGUCGAGUUAUGCUACUUCAUUCAAAAUUAUUUACGGACGCAUCAUCGCGGAGCAUAGGAGCCCUCAACAGAAUUAAUUUUAAUACAAGAUUUGUUUUAAAAACCUUAAUGACAAUAUGUCCUGGAACGGUGCUGCUCGUAUUCAUGGUAUCCUUAUGGAUAAUUGCUUCAUGGACUUUGCGACAGUGUGAAAGGUUUCAUGACGAAGAACAUGCAAAUCUUUUGAAUGCAAUGUGGCUGAUAGCAAUAACGUUUCUAAGUGUCGGUUUCGGUGAUAUUGUGCCCAAUACGUAUUGUGGACGCGGUAUUGCCGUCAGUACAGGAAUAAUGGGCGCCGGUUGCACGGCACUGCUUGUUGCGGUCGUCUCGAGGAAAUUGGAGCUUACUCGUGCGGAGAAACAUGUACAUAACUUCAUGAUGGACACACAAUUAACGAAAAGGCUGAAAAAUGCAGCGGCAAAUGUUCUUCGUGAAACUUGGCUCAUUUACAAACAUACAAGACUAGUAAAACGGGUUAAUCCCGGACGUGUAAGAACCCACCAAAGAAAGUUCCUUCUAGCUAUAUAUGCGUUACGAAAAGUUAAAAUGGACCAACGAAAACUAAUGGAUAACGCAAAUACAAUAACAGAUAUGGCGAAGACUCAAAAUACAGUCUACGAAAUUAUUUCUGAUAUGUCUAGUCGUCAAGAUGCAAUCGAAGAACGACUUACAAAUUUAGAAGACAAACUGCAAUCGUUACAGGAUCAUUUAGAGAGCCUACCCGAUAUAAUGUCUCGUUGUCUAACCCAGCACCAAGAACGAAUAGAACAACGCAAGAACUUUCUACACCCAGACGCAGCGGCCACAUCAAUGCAGCCAUCACCACAGUCUCUAUUUAACGCAUCGCCUAUAUUAUUUCCCCACUCAAGAAGUGUUCCCUCAUCCAAUAAUGUUGCUGCAACAUACCAUUGGCCAACCAGUCCUAUUUUGCCACCUGUAUCUAGUAGAACUCCACAUUUAGUGCCUGAUACUCACAUGCCAUCGAAUGGAUCUGCCGCAGUUAAUAGCUACGCAUCUUCCAAUAAAUACGGCAGCUGAAUAGAAGAAAAUGAGUGCUCCAUGCCUGUCGCCUAUAUCGAGAUGCCCACGAUAUCGUUACCAUUCACAUCGCCCAUGUCAAAGAUUGCAAAAACGAUAGCAAUUACACCACUAGCUAACCUCAUCGGCGGUGCCAAACACAAUUCCGAUUUGCCAUUAAAUGUCGCCCGCAGAAUACCCAAUACUUUACAUCUCAUCAUGGAGACUACAAUUUCCGAAGAUACUGAAGCCAACAUACAAGAUUCGCCAGAGAGUACAUCAACAACAAUACAACAACAACAAGAAACACGCCCAGCGUCACCAACCGCAUGCACAACAGCCACGUCUAUGGCUAACAAUAAAUUCACCAGGAAAAGAGAACGUCUACAUAAUAGUUAUAGCUAUAUAAAUAGUGCUAACAGUACUAAAUCAAAUGAUUUCAUUUCGAAAACGGACUAUUUUAAGACUUUCUCGAAAUGAAAACGAUCUUACUAAGCUGUCACCCAGUUCUAUUACACAAACUACUUAGUACGUACUACAUACAUACAUAUUAUAUUAUAUAUAGUUUAUUUGAAGAUCAAAAUUCGAUUCUCACGAAUUGUGUAAAAACAUUCGUGAUGUCUACCAGACAUAGAGAGUACAGACAUACAUAUAAAAUGUACCCUUAUAGAGAUAUGUACAGACAUACAUGCAUAUGUGCAUUAAGGGUAUAGGUAAAGUAUCUACCAUAUUGAUGCAGUAUGAGAAAUGUUGAGAAAUAGUUAGGAGUUUAGUUAGAAUUUCGUUCCAAAAACUUCACCCAGAGAAAAUUUUCAAAACUACCUAUACAAAUUUAAACGCUUCCGACUAAUGAUUACAUAAAUUAUUAGCUUUGUUUUUUUUUAGCUUACAUAAUAAUUCGAGUGGCCGCCGUAGCCGAAUGGGUUGAUGCGUGAUUACCAUUCGGAAUUCACAGAGAGAUCGUUGGUUCGAGUCUCGAUGAAACACCAAAAUUAAGAAAAGCAUUUUUCUAAUAGCGGUCGCCUUUUGGCAGGCAAUGGCAAACCUCCGAGUGUAUUUCUGCCAUGAAAAAGAUUCUCAUGAAAAUAUCUGCCGUUCGGAGUCGGCUUGAAACUGUAGGUCUCUCCAUUUGUGGAACAACAUCAAGAUGCACACCACAAAUAGGAGGAGGAGCUCGGCCCAACACGCAGAAGUGAAAUAAUAUUAAUGCAGUAUUUCGAAGUUUUUAACUGACUUUUUCUUGGAAGAAAAUAUCCCAAGAAUUAGUAAAUAAAUUCUGGAACAAAUUUGAUUUUAUAUUAUUAUACUUUAAUAAAUUUGGAAGUCAUUGGCACCAGAAUAUAUACAUAAUUGAACUUCAUAAAAAAUAUCUGCCGUUCGGAGUAGGCUUGAAACUGUAGGUCCCUCCAUUUGUGGAACAACAUUAAGACGCACACCACAAAUAGGAGGAGGAACUCGGCCAAACACCCAAAGAGGGUGUAUGAGCAAAUUAUAUAUAUAUUGAUACAUAUGGAUGGAGAUAUGAGUAUGAGUACUUGCAUAUGUAUAUAUAAGUACUUCGAGUUGUUACGAGUUGGUCUUUUGUGUUCUUAUUGCAUAAGGAAAAAAGAUACAGAACCUUUAUAAAUUAGUUUAUAUAUAUUCAAUAUGUAUAUUCGAUAUGAUCACUGAUGAGUUUUAUGAAAUAAUACAAUAUAAAAAAUUUAAACUAAACAUACAUUUUUUUCGAAGAAGUAUAAAUCUUUUUCCAAUCUCUAAAAUGCCUUACAAUGUAAUGAAAUAAAAUUUAUUCAUAUAGAACAAACAUUCCCAGAACUGAGUAAUAACGAAGAAUAAAGAAAAGGGCGAUCUUCUGACGUCAAUUAAAACUAUAUUCCAAUUCCUAUUUUACACAAUGCUUUACGAAAAAAGUUUAGGAGCAAAAAGGUUAUAAUGUCAACGUAUGUCUAAUGAGAUCCCAACGUAUUCAGUUUAGUACAUGUAGUUUUCCCGCAGAGUAUAUAAGUAAUAAGUUAAAAAUCUAAAAGCCGAUGCUUAUUUUAAAUGAAAAAUUCCAAAAAAUUAAUAAACGAAAUAAUUAAAAUUACUUUUCUGGCUAGCAAGGGUAUUCAAGAAAUAGUAGGAGCUAUUAAUUUGUUAAAAAAAAUGUUUGAUUUUAUGUUUCGAUAGUAAAUAUAAGUAUAUACAAUCUUCUGAGUAUAUCUAGAUCAUCGACACGAUUGUGUAGUUGUUAGCGCAACCUCUGUUAUUUCAAAAACUCAUUCUUAUAUCUUCACUGUAUCUCAUGGGUGAGGCUUUUGAUAAAUUGUAUCAAAACUAUGCAUAUAAUAUUCAACGUUUCCAACAAGUUAUUGUAAGAGAUAAAGGAGUUUUUAUAUAUCGUGAAAGAUGUUAAAAACUGUAUCCUUAAUGUACAUAUGCAAAUUCAUAUACAUACACAAAUCAUAUACUAUAUACUUAUAAAAUACAAUAGGUACAUAAAAAUGUAUCCAGUUUUGCCACGUAUGGUAAUCACAAUUUGUUAAAAAUAUUCUUCUUUUUUUUUAUUAUUAUUUUCGCACUGAGUUCACUAUGCUGACAUAUGUACAUAUGGAUGUGUAUGUGUAUGUACAUAUAAGAAAGAAAUAACGGUGUACAAAAAGAUUAAAGCAACAAGAAUUUUUGGUUUCUGUAAAAUAUACUUUUACAUAGCAUAAAUAAUAUACUGAAAAAAUUGAACAAGACCAAAAUGUGAAGCCACAAUCUUAUCAAACAUUCUUUAACAGUCUUAAAUGUCUUAAAUUAACUGCAAGCCAUACUAAUACUAGCGCCCAUAACUGAAGAGAAGAGACUUAGUCUUACCUUAGUAUUUCAGAAGUAAGCUUUAUUGUUGAUUAAAACUAAACACUGUAAAUAAUGGAGAUCAUUUACUUAAAUCGAGAAGUACGACAUAAUUCACACUAGUGUGAAAAAGUAUGCACGUAGGAAUUGGAAAACUACGGGUAUAACUGCAAACUGCAAAAAAGAAUUGGUAAAUUUCUUUAAAUUUACAAAUAGGUACGGAGCAGCUACGGAUAGUUAAGCUGGAACUAUAAGCUAAAUUUUUUUUAGUGUUACUCGACAACAUCCGUUUUAGAACGAGACAAUUAUACGGUUAUACAGUUUGUCAAUAUUCAAGAAGAAUACAAAAGCGCUAAGUUGGACAUAAUCGCGAUAGAUUAGUAAAUGUUUGGACCUUUACCUUGCCUGAGAGAAAAUGUUUCAAGUGUUUGCCCUAAUACAGCGAAGAUAUUCCAUGCCUACUUGCGCUUCAAAGGACACGGUGCAAAAACUUUGCAUUGUAGGAGGUUUAGAACGAAAAACACCGUAAGUAGUCAGCGUAUCAGCGUAAAAACAAAUUAAGAAAAGUAGACAUUUGAUAGUCAAAAAAUAUAGUAUUCAGUUGCAUUUUUGGAUUGUAUUUGACUUUUUCGAGAUUGCUAAAAGUAAUUAUCAGCAUCAAAGUGAAAUAAAUGUAUGACAGAAGAGAAGGAUUCUUUAUUAAAUAACUUUUACAAUUGGUUCUAUCUUUCGACUGACAAUGCUAAAAUUCCUUGGAAGUUGUCCAGUAGUUGUUUUUAAAUAUUUAUAUAUUUUUAUGUGCAUAAAUUUAUGUUUAUUUACGACAAUUCUACAAACCAAUUAGCUUAAUUUUAUUUUACUACUGGAAUAAAUAGUGGUACUGUUUACAGUUGUCUACGAACAUUUUGCGACAAUUCGAAAAUAAUAGAUUGCAAAAAUGUUUCACGAUUUCCAAAAGGUCCAAAUUAUUAUUUUUAAAAUAUGACAUUUAACAUUAUAACGCUUGUAAAUAAUAAGUAUUUAGUUUGGAAUUGAAUUCCACUGUUUCCCAAGUUCGAAAUUUCUACUUAUAAAUUUUUUUCGAUUUAAUAAUUGUCGAACUUUACAAUUCUAGUCUCAAAUAAGAAAAUUCUUUAAACGUAUGUAUGUAGUUCUUAAUAUAAAAUUUUUGUUGUAUAGUAUGUAUGCACUUAGUAAUGUGAAUGCUUGUAAUAAUGAUAGUGCGAGUGAUUUCUGAACGAUUUUAUUCGUGUGAUUUUGUAGACAAAAUAUUUAAAUACAGUUUUACCUUUUUAAGAAAAAAGGAAAAAAGACUUAUAUAAGUAAUUACAAAACAUUUAGAUAAAAAAGUUGUAAAAAGAAUCUAAUAAACGGGAUCCGAAUCGUGUUUAUUAAAAAAAUAAUAAAUUAUAAAUAAUAAAAACAAAAAACAAAAAAACGCAGUUCAAUUGCCUGUCUAACGAAAAAUUUCAAUUUACCCAAUUAUUUUCUAGUAAUGAAUUUGUAAUAAAUACAAUACGUAUAAGCCACCGUUAUUGGUGGACACAGCAGUCAAUAUGUACAACAUCUACAUGCAAAUCCAUAUAUAAAUAGAUAUGCAUGGAAAACCUAUACAAAUACACUAAAGUUGGAGAUUGCUUGUUAGUUUCAAAUAUACAUUUUAUUUGGCAUGCACAUUUGUAUGUAUGCAUUGAUUUCUGGAGCAUGGAAUUAUCACAAGGCACACACCAUUGACAACAGGUGAACGAUUAAAAAAAUUAACACCACCUAGAUUUUGUUAUAAUUCUACCAGCUUUAUUUCCACAACUCCUUCACUUCAAAGUGUGAAGUUCAGUAAUAUUCUUUUAAAUAUUGCAUUCAAUAUAAAGCGCGUGAAUAUACUUACUUACACAUACAUUCAUAAAUGCCACACAACUACCUUUUAUAAAAAGCUUUAGAAAUGCUGCAGAUACAAAGCGUCGGAGAGGACCAAGCGGCUACUAUUAGCGUACUUUGGUAUAAACUUGAAUACUUUUGUUGCACGAGUAUGGCACAUAUUUCGCAUGACAAAAUGUACUGCUGUCAACAAUAAUAUAUGUAAAAACUAAUUUCUUAUCAGUUUUUACCAAUUGAAACUUUAAAGGGUUCUGUUAUAAUCCGCUUUGGUGUUUUGAAGUCAUCACCAAGCAAUAAAACCGUCAACAACAGUUCUACAUUACCGGAACGACUCGAAUUUAUAUCCGGCAAAGGACUGUCACUUCAUCAGCAUUCCCCUUACAUAUAUGUGAACUGCUUAUGCUGUUAUAACAACAACAACCGUGAACCUCCAUACUUCCUACGCCUUGAGGGCCCAAGGAUUACCCUAGUUAAUACAGUCUAUAUUGUUCGUUACUAACUGAAGGAUUAUUUAAGCGAAUGCUUAUGCCUUUUAUUUUAUUUGAUUUACACUCAUGUUUGCAAUUCUUAUAUUCGAUAGCUUGAUAGCUCGUGUGACUUAUAGUCAUCCGGAGGUAGUAAUCAGAGUGAUUACCAUUCACUUCAAAAGCCUCCUAAACAGUGAACUAUAUAUUCCUCGCCAACAAUAGUUCCUUUCUAAGCUAGCAAGAUUUAAAGAGACGGUUAUUUAUCUGUAAUCAAAUCGGUAGAGGAGGUAGACCCCCCGCUCAUUUAUCAAAACUCUUGACGCUCAUUCACCACAUACAAAAAUAAUUCGCUAAAGUAAGAAUCAGGCGCGAAAAGAUGCCUACGCGACAACAAUGUCUUCGGACACAACGCUGAGUUAAAGGGAAAUAAGAGAUAUAUAAUAUUUUCCAAAAGAAAAAGGGAACGGAAAAGGAGAAAAAAGAAAGAUAAAACGUAAGUUUCUUGCCCAUAUCAUAAACAGGCAAACUCUGUGGAAAGUUUGGUGACUUACAAAAAUCUUCAAUAACGACUCGAUUUUCUGUAAUAGAGACGACGACCUGAUGAGUAUUGAACAUUGCUAUAGUACGAUCAAAGAAUAAUAAAGUUACUAAAGCUGACGGAUUACCUAGCUCCCUCAAAUAAAUAUAGAGGCGAGGAGCUAGUAAGGUUAAUGCAUUAACUUCUGUUCAGAAUAUGAAGUAAAUUCUGACCACUAGUCCAUAAGAAGACGGAUCCUGUAAUACGCGCCAAUUAACGCGAAAUAAGUUUACAAAUUAAAGAGUUUGCUUAUAAAAUUCUAUGGAGCGAGAGACUGAAGCACAUUGUAUACGAACUAACUGGACUUUGUGAAUAUGGUCUUGGGCUUGGUAAAUUUAAUAUCGACCAAAUUUUUAUAAAAUGUUAAACUUUUAAAAAUACCCAGAAGAAAGAAGGGAUGGUGGUUGAUCCCUUUCUCAACUUUAAAGUUGCUUUCGCCAGUACUAAAAAUAGUUUCCUAUAUGCCGUUAUGUGUGAUUUGUUACGAGUAUUCAAAUAAAAUGUAAGCAGCUAGAAUUUAGAUGACCCUUCGAAGAACUUUGAAACUAAACUAGGGAUGCAUCUCUAUCAUAUAAUAUAGAACUCAAUCGUUAAAAUGUCAACUUAGUGUGCAAAGGUUUAUGGUUUAUGCUGAUAAAGAUGCAAAUGAUAUAUUCACCGGUGGUAUGAACGAAACAUCAUUUAUCGUCAGCCUAUUUAUAUUGUUUUAUAAAUUUAUGUAUAUUUAUUUUAUUGCAAAUUUGUUAUGUUAAAUUUUUAUUAUAAAUGAAUUCGGUGAAAGUUUAAAAUCAUUUGUAUUAUUUUUCAUUAUUAUUUUUCAUUACAAAACCCUUGUUUAAAAUGCUAUGCAAAAUGAAAAAUGUACAAAAAUUUAAGUUUUUCUUGUGUUUUGCAUUCUUGUUCCGGUAUUCCUUAUACGAGUAUGUACCUAUAUAUUAAAAUAUUAUAUACCAUUGCAAGCAACUAAACGCUCUUAUAUUUCAUUUGUAUGUAAGCAUAUGAAUCAACCUUUGAAAAAUAAAUUUUCGGCUCUGAGUCUAGAUUUUCAUGAUCAGUUCAAAAUUCUGAGCAUACAGUUUUCUCAUACUCGUACUUGAUUACACAUACCACACGUACAAAACUUGAUAAAGGUAUGCAAAAAUGUUUUUCUCAUUCAGUGUUAUUCGCCAAGUUUGAUUGAAAUCUUUGAACUACAUCAGUUCAUCAUUAUUUUUAUAUAUAGCCAACUAACAAGGCUCUUAAUAAGGAAUCCAUCGACCUACAUCCAUGGACAAUUUUUCUGAAAGAAAUCCCCUUAUUUCGAAAUGGUGAACAUCAUAGUCAGAAGUAUUUCUUACCUUUUUUCCUAACACCACAGAGUUUAUCGCACAAAUAGUACAAUACCCUCAGUGAAUUAUGCUGCAUUUUUUUUUUAUCACAAAGGAACACGAUUUUCUGAUAAACUAAAGCAAAUAUGUAUGUAUACGGGUUUCGGCCCAACUAAUUACUUUUGCAUGUACGAGUACAUACAUGUGGUUCAUAUUAACCAACGAAGAAUAAUCAUCGAAAACCAAAUAGAGUGGCUCGGUUGGCUAAAUCUUUUAUCGGCACAUAAAUACGAGUAAACUCCGCAUCUAGUGUAAACUAAAACAGCGCGGUUUAUCAGCGAUAAUUAUCCGUUUAAUUAGUCUGAGCAUGUUUUAUUCGAGUGUAGGUUGCUGUGUUCUCCAUGCUGACACUACCUGAUUUCCCCCAUUCUUCUCCCAUAUAUACAUAUACAUACAUAAGAUGUAGCUUAAACCGAGCUGGUGGCUAUAGUGCUAACAUUGCAUCGAGAGCAGAAAAAUACAUACAUAUACAUAUAAAAACAUAUAUACGGAACAACCACCCAAAGUCAGAGCAUGAACACUUCCACCAUAUAUCAAUAUUUUCAAUAUUUACUUACAAUAUUUGAAUAAUUACUUUUCGAUGACAAAUGUAGAAGUUUUUCUACAAUUUAUCUGACUUGUUUUAAUACAAUUUUGUUUGCAUUGGUUUGCAUGAUUUAGGAUAUAUAUGUAUGUACAUAUGUAGAUACAGCAAGCUGGCCAGCUCCGUAAUCAAAUGAAUACAUAUAUAUUUGAAUUCUGAAAAGUAAUUGACACACAAUUAAAUUUAAUUAAACAAGACUGCGGCUAAAAAAGCUUUAUAAAACAUUAACGUAAAAGUAAUACUCAAUACCAGCUUUAAACUCUAAUGAGCACUGAUGUCUGGGUUUCAAAAAUAUUGAAUACCUACAAACAUGUUUACCAAAUAGUCAAAUCCUGAACUACACAUAUUUUAUAAUUCUGGGUUAUAUUUUCAUAAAAGAUCAUGUGUCGAAUUUACUACAUUUUCAUAAAAUAAGUAACAUUUUUAAUGAGAAUUUGAAAAAUUAUUAAACAAUUCUUAAAAUAAAUUGUCCAAUAUUAAUUGAACAAUUUCAAAAAAACAAUUUGGUUCAAGACGUUAGUUGAUUUUUUUAUAAGAAAAAAUCGUAAAAUUUUUAAGCGGCUUUACUGAGGAGUAGUAAUUAAAUCUUAAGGGGACCAACAAUGAUUACAAAAAAAUAAUUUGUAUUAGCUUUUGUUCACCAUAAUAAAAUGUCCGAUUCGUUUUUUGAAGUUUCUUAUAAUCAGGAAAUUAAUAUAUUUUACAUUCAUACAUAUGUUGUACCCUUCCAAGGAACUGCCUUUGAAUUUGAAUCAAGAGAUCUUCUCGCUUAGACAUAUUUAUGCAGUUUCAGUUUUACAUACGAGUAUGUAGAAUUCUUUCAAUCAGUCAAUGGCUACUACGAUUUCUAAAAAUUUUAUAAAUUCACACAAUUUUUAUAAAAAUUAUGUUAUUGAAUUAAAACAGCUUUCUCUGUGUAUAUUUAAAGGGGAUCAUUAUUUUUCUAAAUUUGGGUUAUUAUAAACUUAUUUUUUUAAAUUUAUUUUCAAGUUGUUCCUUGAAAAUUGAAUAAUUGCCCGAAAACACAUUUUACCCAAUAGUAGUGCAAUGCAUAAUUUCCAAAAUUUAGGACUCUAAUUGCGACUCUAAUGAAAGUAGAUGUUUUUUAGUAUGAAAAUAAUAAAAAAUCCACUUAUUUUCAGUAAUGCAACAAAAGUUGAUUUUAGAAAAGCAUUCGACCGUGUUUUGUCUUGUUUAGUAGAACUUAACAUUAUGUAUGUAAAUAAAAGAUGUAUGGGUGUUUUUUUUUGUCCCAUUGUCCAAGUGUAUGGAAUAUAUGUAUAUAUAUGUAUCCAUAUUUAAAACAACGACAACAUAAAACUAAACAAAACGGAUAAAAAAAUGCUAAAUCCCAAUUUUGCUGUCUAACCGAUUAGUGUCAUUUUUUCAUUUAAUUACCAGCUACCAAUUUAUACAUAGAUAAUAGUGAAUCAUUAUAUUGAAAUUAGCUAAAAGAAAACAAAAAUUAGAUUAUAAGAAACUUAUUAAGAUAUACACGAAAGGACUUGAACAGUGCAACCUAUAUAAUUCUGCAAUUUAAACGAAGAAACUAAACAAAGAUUGUUAAAAAAAUGGUAAAAGAAAAUUAAAUCGUAAUCUAAACAGAAACUAAAUGUUAAAAAUAAACUUAAAUAACAUUAAGUAAAAAAAUAUUGUUAUUCUAUAUUAGGUAAAAGUGUUUUGCAAAAGCUUUAAUAUUUAGGGUGCCUACAUUUGCUAAAAAUUAGGAUUUUACGAAAAAACUUUAAAAGUAUAAGAAAUAUUGCGUAAAUAUGAGAAAAUAAAUCAAAAUCCAAUGGAAAUUUUUUAAGUUUUAUAACCAUCGGUAAACAUAGACCUUAAACUUAGAUAUCUGAUUCAUCUGAUAACACAAAGCAAAUUUUGCUGGUUUUUUAUUUAUUUUUGUUCAUUUUUGAGACCCCAUUUGUAUUUGAUUUGUUUUUUUUUUCGACAAACACAAAAUCUUUAGGUGCAUCUUUUGUCGGAUUUUUUGUGAAGGCUAUUCAGAAACUUUCACGUGACCUUUAAUUGGUUUUUCAGAAAUACAGUUUCAUACAUGUAUGUAAAUGCAUAUACAUAUGUACAUGCAUACAUGUGUGUAUAAAAAAUAAGUUUCAAACAGGCACCGGCAGUGAUAUUUUUUUUGAUUUGUAGAGAGAACCUACUUCAUUUUUUUUUAUUUGUAGAGAGAACCUACUUCAUUAAAUAUUAUGUAUACAUGAACAUGUUCGCAUUAUCUAUAAUAUCUUAUUAGUAAAUCUUUAUAAGUAGAUGUGCAUAAACCUCUACUUGUAUGUAUAUUUUAUUUGGAGCCACGUGAAAACAGUAAAUUGCGAUUAUAUAAAAUUUAGCAUAAGAAAACCAGAGAAUAGAAGAUUUGUAAAACUAUAGUAACAUCAUCGAGCAAGAUUACUAAGAGUAAACCAUUAAAAUCGUAGUAUAAUAGACAUACAUACAUAGUUAUAUUUACCUAUACAAUUAGUUUCAUUGAAUAAAAAACAGUUUACAUAACUCUCGUA
This is a messenger RNA of Anastrepha ludens (Mexican fruit fly), 13622 nucleotides long. It is a transcript of the gene SK, whose product is annotated as small conductance calcium-activated potassium channel protein. Gene Ontology annotation, molecular function: small conductance calcium-activated potassium channel activity; calmodulin binding. Bases 589 to 3435 code for a protein of 948 amino acids. Gene Ontology annotation, biological process: potassium ion transmembrane transport. The record is from RefSeq and is a predicted model, not a curated record. The transcript is spliced from 15 exons. Gene Ontology annotation, cellular component: neuron projection; plasma membrane; neuronal cell body. Lineage: Eukaryota; Metazoa; Arthropoda; Insecta; Diptera; Tephritidae.